This is a messenger RNA of Orbilia oligospora ATCC 24927, 3042 nucleotides long. RefSeq lists its product as uncharacterized. The coding region runs from base 1 to 3042 and encodes 1013 amino acids. The record is from RefSeq and is a predicted model, not a curated record. Gene Ontology annotation, biological process: transmembrane transport; zinc ion transport; intracellular zinc ion homeostasis. Gene Ontology annotation, molecular function: zinc ion transmembrane transporter activity. The transcript is spliced from 4 exons. Gene Ontology annotation, cellular component: Golgi apparatus; membrane. NCBI's taxonomy places the organism in Eukaryota, Fungi, Ascomycota, Orbiliomycetes, Orbiliales, Orbiliaceae.
AUGUCCUCAUACGCCCUCCCCACCACAUCAGCCACAAAUGGCGUUCCGCGACGAGACAGCCAAUCUUCAAUUGGCUCCAAUGAAUCCCACUCUCAGUCCCAUACCCACCGACAGACUAAUUCUACCGAAAGUCUCGCCCCAAUUAUCACGAACUUCCGGUUUCCUGCCGUCUCUGAAGGUGUCGCUCACGAUCAUACCGAUGAAGACCACGUCCAUGAACAUCCGGCGUCGCUACGCAGGCAUUCUCGAAGAUUUAGUAAUAAUUCGUUGAGUAGGAGUUUUGUUUACUCGCCGGGCGGCGUUUCGGCUUCUGCUGCUGCUAGUACUACGACGGUCAAUGGAACUGGUGAUGCACCGAGGCCGGAUUCUAGAGGUAGUCAGGGGUUGAUAUCGCUGGUUUAUGGGCAUAGUCACAGUCACAGCCAUAGCCAUAGUCAUGGGCAUAGCCAUACUCAUAGUCACGGACAUAGUCACUCACAUUCCCACUCGCAUUCGCAUUCACACUCACACUCUCCUUCACCGUCUUGCGGAGGCCACGCUCACUCGCCUUCUGUCGGACACUCGCAUUCGCCGUCGUGUGGCGGUGGACAUGGGCAUGGGCAUGGACAUGACCACUCCCCAUCGAUUAACCAUACGCACUCGCCGUCAGGACAUUCCCACUCUCAUUCUCAUCUACACGACCAUGAUCACGAUCACGACCACAGCCACGAACAUACGCAUGCACCUCUGCAAAAACUCCUCCUACCCCCCUUCCUCGUCACACUCACCCUUCUAUCCGCUUCAUUGGCAUUCUCUUCGGCUUCCACCUUUCUGUCGCAUCCACACCAACAUGCUUUAUCUGAACCCGAGCCCUUAGAGGCCGAGACGCAUUCGUUGAAAAAGGAUGCUCUGAUCAUCGACCACCCAGAGACGACCUCCCGUUUCCUUGCAGCAUGCGCCCUAUCUUCCGGUUCCCUUCUCGUAUCCAUACUCAUCGGAAUCGUCACAGGCGGUGGGGACAAGAAGCCCGCUGAGGAUACUAAGAAUAGUCUCAGCAAAGGCAAGGCCGAGAUAGCACCACCUUUCUUCAGUCGACAAUCGCAGAAUCUUGCUCUCCGACGGGCCCUUGGUGUCAUGCUCCCCUUCCUAGCUGCCUUUGAACUUGGCGGUUCGCGCGCCGCCGCUCUACUGCUUGCCGCUUGCGCAUCAGGUUUAUCCAGUGGAUUUGGAGCAAAGCUACCUUCCUUCACUUUUGACGAAAUUAAGGAUUUGUUGACAAAAAAAUGGGUCUUCCUCACCACUUUCACUUCUAUCGCCUUCCUCGACCUUUUCGCAAUUGGCGAUGUAGCGGAUAUGAAGUCCACGUUUAUUGGAUACGUCGCCCUUUCUUUCAGUUUAUUCGCCUUCCCACCACCUAUCCCAUCCAAGAACACCGCCUCAAUCACCAAACGAUCUGAAUUGUCGACUACCGUAAUCGCUGCGAUCAUGCUAUGCGUCCCCGUUCUCGCCCUUCCGUUCCUGUUCAGUACCUAUACACUAGGUUUCACCAGCCCAGGAUGGUAUCUUAUUGCAAUUAUCGCCGCCGGUGUCGCCUAUACGGGUCUUGGAAGCGAUAUGGGUAUCCAACCUACAGCAGCGAUCUAUGGGAUUGUAGCAGCCUUCCUCGGUGGUUGGAUCGAAGAAGAAUGGUUGAUUCGUCGGGGCUUUCUCGAAGCUGCUAUCGUAGCUUCAAUUGCCGGGGUACUCUACGUAAACUCCCAAAAACAUUCGCAUUCGCAUAAAGGGAAAAAACCCGGGAGGAUUACCGAACGGCUCUUGUCCGCGAGUAGGAACUGGCCUAUUGUCAAUGCCAUAUUAUCGGAUCCGGACUCUAGGAAGAUCUUUUACUUUAUGCUGCUAAACUUCUGCUUCAUGCUUGUGCAAACACUUUACGGCUUUCUUACUGGUUCUCUCGGUCUUCUAUCGGAUAGUAUUCACAUGCUUCUCGAUUGUUUAGCGUUAGCCGUCGGUCUCGCAGCUGCUGUGAUGUCUAAAUGGCCACCAUCAACUACGUUUCCUUAUGGCCUCGGGAAGAUUGAGACAUUGGCAGGGUUUGCGAACGGUAUAUUGUUAUUUUUGAUCAGUCUUGAAAUCAUAUUCGAAGCUUUCCAGCGACUUUGGGGUAGUGAUGGAGAACUUGAAAGAUUGGAUGAGUUGUUGGUUGUUAGUGCUGCGGGAUUGGUCGUCAAUCUUGUGGGUAUCAUGGCAUUCGAUCACGGACAUGCGCAUCAUGGACAUUCUCACGGACAUUCGCAUGAUCAUCACAACGAAAACCUUCAAGGCAUCUUCCUUCAUAUUCUUGCCGACGCUUUGGGGUCUCUGUCUGUUACUGUCUCGACGUUAUUAGUCAAAUACACGGGAUAUACAUUCUUUGACCCCAUCGCAUCAGUAUUGAUCGCAGUGUUGAUUGGUGCAACUGCUUUCCCCUUGGUGUUUAGUAGUGCGCAGAGGUUAUUACUCGCGGUACCUGAAGAUGUGGAGUUUGAGUUGAGGGAUAAGUUGAGUGGAUUAAGUGGGUUCGGAGGGGUGGUUGGGUAUAAAGGGAAGUUUUGGUUAGGAGAUUCACCAGCUGAAGAGGAGAAGGGGAAACAUGAUCACGACCACCACCAUGAACACGAUCACGACCAUGAUCACCACGGACAUGGACAUGGACACGAUCAUGACCAUUCUCAUAGCCACGAUCAUUCUCACGGACACGAUCACGGCCAUGGUUGCGACUCGAGUAAUAUCCUAGGAGUAAUCCACAUCGCCGUUGAUAAAGGAACCGAUGAAAAUACUAUUCGAGAAAAAGUAAAACAACAUUUGGGGAAAAGAAUGGGGAAGGUAUUGGUGCAAGUUGAGAAGGUUAUCGAGGGAGGGAUUAGUGGAUGUUGGUGUGGGAUCAGUCAGAGUAAUAAUAUGGGACUUGCGACACCUAGGCAUGGAAGUUUUAGUGUUAAUGGGGGGUAUUUACUUGGUGGUGGUGGUGGUAGUGGUGGGGGUAGCGUUGGAAGUGGAGGUGGUGGGGAGAGGAAGGAUGAGUAG